This is a messenger RNA of Mizuhopecten yessoensis (Yesso scallop), 5474 nucleotides long. RefSeq names its product fatty acid desaturase 6-like. Gene Ontology annotation, biological process: lipid metabolic process. Gene Ontology annotation, cellular component: membrane. Bases 781 to 1830 code for a protein of 349 amino acids. Lineage: Eukaryota; Metazoa; Mollusca; Bivalvia; Pectinida; Pectinidae. The record is from RefSeq and is a predicted model, not a curated record. Gene Ontology annotation, molecular function: oxidoreductase activity, acting on paired donors, with oxidation of a pair of donors resulting in the reduction of molecular oxygen to two molecules of water. The transcript has a single exon.
GUAUGAAUAUGGUAUUGGAAGAUCUUUCCGUUGAAUUCGACUCUUUCGUCGUCUCUGAAAAUGGUAUUUUGUCAACCGGGAAGGUUAUCCGGAUAUUACUAUUUCCCUUAAUAUGCUAAUCUUAGGGUCAAAGUUUAAUCACACACAUGGUAAAGUGUCAAAACAUAGCAACUUGGAGUGACAAAUGAAUAUACUGCAUUUUUGUGGAAAAUGAGAUGAUAUCCGAAAAUAUAAACUGUACACAGUCUGUAGUUGGAACUCGCCAAGUCUACGCCGGUUGAGGGAGUGCUGUUGCAUUCAACUCGUUGCAUUCGUCAGUUCUCACUCCUAGUGGCACUAUAGUAACGCGCUGUCAUUUCUGAUCGAUCAGUGCUACUGAAAACUGCGGAUGAAAUAUUACCACUCGUUGUACCAAUCGAACGCUGGCCGAGAUAUCGGAAAGAUAUUACACAGUGGUAUCUGCUUGUUCGUACCUCGGCAUGUUGGUUUCAAAGGUCACUCCCUAUCUCUGACCUAGACUUGUAAACGGCUAUAAAUAAUACGACGUCCGAUUGACUUAGCGGUGUUAUAUAUCUGGAUUGUUACGAAAUACAAUACGCUGGUGUGGGUUAUAAAUUAAUUCAGGUGUAGUGUGUAUAAAUGUUCGCUAAUCUGACAUACAGUAUAAAAACAGUACGUUCUGUGCAUUUCACAGGUAUACAAGGACGGGGACGUGCUUAAAGGGCGGUUGGAGUGAGUCCAUAACAUUUAAAGUAUUAACCAGGAUACAACGACGACAUCAUGGUGGGCUAUUUUGGGGGAGAUCGUGGACAAUCGAAGGACGUUUACGACGAGGUAGAGUUAAAGGACCUCCCAAAAAUGGUCGAUCUAAGGAAAGAAGUUAACUCAAUCCUGCAAAAGUCUUCUUGGUGGGAUCUUUAUGGUGUUGACUGGGUGAUCACGUUCGUCGUGUUCGGGAUGGUGUUUGUCGCCGUGUACCUGAUGUCGUUUGACAGUGCUCUAGCCGUGGCUCUGGGUAUUCUUAUCUAUGGUUACUGCCACAGUUCUAUCACUGUUAAAGGCGCACAUGCGGCGACCCAUGGAUCCGUGUGUGCCUCAACUGCAUGGAAUCGCGUGUGGAUGAUUCUGUUUUCGGAUAUUGUCGGAUCAUUUCCGUCGGAUGCAACAUAUGACAUACACAUAAAGACCCAUCAUCCGCACACAAAUAUAAUCGGACUCGGAGAUUCUAGCACGUGGAAAAUCCCGUUUUUGCCGACGUAUGCUUACAUGUACGUGGCGCCAUUGUUUAUUCCCGUCAUUACAAUACCCGUGUCUAUAUCAGAACUGUGGGGGAAAUGGUUUAAAAUGAUUAAAUACUUAGUGUUUACAGCCAUUGGACUUUCGAUAAAUUUUUACUUUUUGAUGAACAUGUCUGGAUUUACAUUCACGCACGCGCUGUUGGUCACCUGGGUGGCACGUGCAAUGCUGUCUAUUCCAUACAUUCACGUGAAUAUUUUCCAGCAUAUCGGACUUCCAAUGUACUCCCAGAAAAGUCGUCCGGUGAGGAUUUAUCAGAUGUCUACGGGAGUGUUGAACCUUCCUCGGAAUCUUAUCCUGGACUACAGCUUCGGACACUCCAUCCUGAGUUGUCACGUUGAGCACCACCUGUUCCCGACCCUCUCCGACAACAUGUGUCUUAAGAUCCAGCCGACGGUAUCACGGUUCCUGAAGAAGAACGGACUUCCGUACAAUGAGGAUACGUACCAGGGCAGACUAGAGAUUUUCACCAAGAAGUACAAAGAAUUGAUGGUGAACGCCCCGCCGAUCACACAUUUUGUGGGGAUCCAGUAGUGGCGCUACUGUAGACACGAACUCGACGUAACAUGAUCGAGCUAGUGAUUUGGUUUUUACUUUGAUAACUUUUAUGUUUGCAAACUCAGUGCUAAUCUGUUAACUAUUCAACCGUAAAUCAGUCUAGUCUAUUAAUUCUGGAAAGCGGGUUUCCUUGAUAUUCGGAUUAAAACAAAUCAGAUUUAGGAUAUUCGGACAACGGAUAAACAAGUCCUAUCCGGUUCAACAAUAGUCCCACGUCCCACCCAGACUCGUUAAAAAGGCGGAAGGUGGGGUGGGGGUUAUUGUUUCUCGGGCAUUGGCUAUACACAUGGGGUGCAGAAAUUUCGAGCGGAUGGGUGGACAACUACUUGACAUUGUGGACGCGUGUGUAAUAGAUGGACAACAUAUCUCUACGGUCAAGGACAGAACUAUUCACGUGUAAAUAUUGUAGUAAGUAGCCGUCCGGAGAAUGAAGUAUAAAUGUUUAAUUAUAAUGACCCUGGUGUAUAUUUUCUACCUGAUGUUCGAAAAUGUUCUGCUAGUACUUUUAAAUACACGUGUACAGUAAUGUAUUUUCGGGCGUCCUGCUAUGCCUAUCGUUUCUGAUAAAACAGCGAAAAAUCACUUGAAAAUACAAUUAAAACCUGAAGUCUACAAUAAAUGGAUUUUUAAAUAUAUUAACAUAUCAUAUUGCUAUUAUAUCGACAUAAAUAAAACCUGUAUGUGGUUUGAGAACAUCGGGUAGUUCCCCGGUUUUCUACUUAAGUCCUUGUCCUGACGUUUAAUGCAGUGGUAGGGUAUGUGUCGGUAUGUCUGCAGAUGACGGGGUUUAGAAGUUAUAGAUUAAGGUAGAGAGUCCCAGCGCUCCGUGUGUUGUACCUCCAACGAAAAAGAUUUCCAAUGUGUUUGGAUUUUCUGACUUAGAAUUGCUUGCUCAUUUACUGUACACGUGUAUACAAAAGAAGUUAUUAUAAUCUCCGUUUUCCACAAAGGCAUACAUCCACUGCUAGGAUUCGACUUUCGGACCUGUUUGAUUAUGAAGCCGCUGGACCUUAACACCGCGCUACCGAUCUUAUUUGUCUUUUAAUACAUUUUUGUAUCCUCGCUGGGAACACAUGUAGUUUUAAAAGCCCCCAUAAAAAACCACAAUCAUUUUUGUUUUUGUAUGUAGAUUACAAAAAAAACAUGAAUAACACGACAAAAGCCCUGUAGACAAUAGAAUGUGAUGUGAUUGUCUACCUAGUAUAACAACUUCUGCAGUCAUUAAGCACUUAAGUAUUGUUAUUUUGUUGUUGAUUUUAAUAAUUUUUAUUUUAUUAAUUUAUUAAUUAUUGUUUUGUUUUGUUUUUGUCUUAGGGACUAACUAUACUGAUAAUGAUAGAAUGAAUAAAUACCGUCUAAACAUUGAUAAAAAAUAUCUUCUCAAUCCUUAUAAUUUAAUUCUAAACUUAAAAAGGAAAAAGUUUCCUUGCACUAAAUAUGUAAUUUUCAUUUAUAACAAGUAUUUGUUUAUGAAUGGUGCGAUAUUUUUAUGUUGGUCAAUCACUGUGCGCGUGCUAUGACGCGACAAUCUAGUUGAGCCGGAACUUUUAACAGGCUCAUUUACAUACUCUCUCAAAUAAUGACGCUGGUAGGGAAUAUUUCCAUGUCAUCUGAUCUAAUAUCGAGUAAUGCUCGAUUUUCCAAUGUCAAAAGAAGUAUGCAGACGAUUAAUCAAGUGUGACAGAUGACUGUGUUUUUUGAAAAUGCGUUUUACAAACAAUAUUAUAUUAUUAUACCAUGUGCCAUAAUUACACAUAUAGGUCAUAGUUUGUUUGCCUAGUUUUGCAGCCGAAUACAGACUGCUUCUCCUAGCAAAAAGUGCGUUGUUACCCCUUGUCACCCCCUUCCCCGAAUAAACAGAAGGACAUAAUGUUAUAUUGUCACAAUUCAUGUCGGAAAGGACUGUUGUAAAUUUAAAUUUCAUGUACAAAAGCUAGGCACAACUACUACAAACAGUUAAUAUGUGUCGUGUCCUGGUGUUCAGUACUGCUAUUCUAUGUUUAGAACUUCGGUUUAAUUGGGUGCUGUUACUGAUUUUUGACGCCUACUGGUAGACAGUUUUACUUCCGAUGUUAAACGCUUCAACUUCUGUUAAGCUAAACGGCAAGUUAAAAAUAGAUAUGGCAGUUUCCGGACAGUUACUGUUUAUAUGUCUUAUUUACAUAUGUAUUUUGUCUAUGCCUUUUUGUCUUAUUUUAAUAUUUAUAUUUAUAGUAUUGUUCUCAUAGACCUUAACCCGAGCUUCCUCUCGCCCCAACACAAGACAAUCGGAAUUUGGACAGAUGUCACCUGACAAAAUGUCUAAAGCCUGGUGAUGGUGCCAGGGGAAACUGUCAAGGACCUGAUGAAUAGUUACCAGGUACUGUUUGGACCUAUGUAGAAUAUAUGCGAAAGGUCCAAAUAUACAUCCUGUGACAUUUUAUCAUCUUCCUGUGUUAUAGUCCUGUUGUCGUCCUCAUACCCCAGGGGUUACGUACUUGUAGAGAGCGAAAGUGAGCAUAACUCCUGGAGUAUGGAGGAGGUCCUGUUGUCGGUUGACAAAUAAUAUUCCGUAUCACAGGGACAUAUCAUAUUCUAUAUAACGAGUGUCACACUAUACAUCAAGUAUAUCAUAUGUAAUUCGACGUUACAUGUAUAUAGCAUGUGACAUGACCCUGUGUUCUGUAUCUAGUUCGACACAGGGACACGAGGCAGGUAUUCAUUGCCGUAGGAAUAUUGUGUAAAAAAAAAUAUGUAUACCUAUUCCAAUGACUAUUAUUUUAACAUGCCUUUUUGUUUAAUGUAGCUAUCGCAAUAUCUUGGUUAUUUCCGUUGAAGCUUUAAUUACUAGCCUUGACGGAAAUGGCCGAGCUUUGACGGAACUGGCCGAGAUGUACUUAUCAUUUGAUGUAUACACUUACAUGUAUGCCUUUAAUUCAUUUCAUUAAUGAACGCGUAUACAUGUCCUCAAUAUCCUCCAACGUACCGUGUCUAUGAAUUUAGCUCAGCUGAAAGUGUAAGUUUUCCAAAGAAACUUAAGUUCGAACUCGGCUCGAGUAGAACUCGAACAUAGAGACAUGGUUAUUAAUUACGGAAUGCGCAUUUGGACCUUUCCUGGCGUGUAACGAGUAUUAUAGUUCUUAUAAACGUUAAGGGAAAAUUAAGAUCCCCACCAAUGAUGGUAUGUGUUGAUUUAAUCCUCUUAGAUGUAUUACAAUACAACCUACACAUAAGGAUGGGUCCAAACUGACAAAAAGACAAACACGUGUAACUAAUUAUUUUGUUGGUGAUUUUUCUCGCCGCCAUGACAACGUGUGCAGAUAUAUCUAUGAUCAAUAAGUGAUGUGUGAUUGUAGAAUUAAAUUGUAUUUUAAGAUUGAUUUUAUUUAUUUGCUUCUUGGUAAGGUCUAAUUCAACAUGUUCGUCAGGUAAUAAGCCAUUAUGUUGAUUAAACUGCGUUUAAUGGCCAAUGAACAUUUAUUGUUAAUCAUUUUAAUGACUGUAUGCAGGUAUUCGUGUGCAACGAAUUGAUGGUUAUAAUUUUAUCGCGUGUGUUUUUAUGUUAACGCCAUAAACACUUUGCGAUCACUGGCCUUGUGUUAAUUGUGUAAGGAGCCUCGAACAAUAAAAAUUACACGUUC